Molecule: messenger RNA, 2808 nt
Organism: Saccharomyces eubayanus
Lineage: Eukaryota; Fungi; Ascomycota; Saccharomycetes; Saccharomycetales; Saccharomycetaceae
Gene: PMA2
Product: H(+)-exporting P2-type ATPase PMA2
Exons: 1
Coding region: 1-2808 (935 amino acids)
Biological process (GO): proton export across plasma membrane; regulation of intracellular pH
Cellular component (GO): plasma membrane
Molecular function (GO): ATP hydrolysis activity; P-type proton-exporting transporter activity; ATP binding
Source: RefSeq, a predicted model, not a curated record
AUGUCUUCUAGUGGUGCAAAGCCAUACCGAGAGAAGCCUGCAGCGAACAAUGGUGCUUCGUCCUCGUCUUCGUCUUCGUCUUCUUCUACAUCGGCCUCGCCAUCGCCUGCAGCCGCUCCACGUAAGGCCGCAGCCGUGCCUGCUGCUAACGACUCCGACUCCGAUGAGGAUAUUGAUGGAUUGAUUGAAGAAUUGCAAUCGAACUACGGAGAGAGCGAAGAAUCCAGUGAAGAAGAGAAGCAUACUGAUGAGGCCCACGCUGGUCAAAGGGUGAUUCCCGAAAAGGACCUUUCGACAGAUCCCGCCUAUGGUCUGACUUCGGACGAAGUCACCAGGAGAAGAAAGAAGUACGGUUUGAAUCAAAUGGCUGAAAACAAUGAAUCUUUAGUUGUUAAAUUCAUCAUGUUUUUCGUUGGCCCAAUCCAAUUCGUUAUGGAAGCAGCCGCUAUCUUGGCUGCCGGUUUGUCUGAUUGGGUCGAUUUCGGUGUCAUCUGUGCCCUACUACUGUUGAAUGCUUCGGUCGGGUUCAUCCAAGAGUUUCAGGCCGGUUCGAUUGUUGAAGAAUUGAAAAAGACUUUGGCCAAUACUGCAACGGUCAUCAGAGAUGGCCAAUUGAUGGAAAUUCCCGCCAACGAAGUGGUCCCUGGUGAGAUCUUACAGCUGGAAAGCGGUACGAUUGCUCCCGCGGAUGGUCGCAUUGUCACUGAGGAUUGUUUCUUGCAAAUCGAUCAAUCUGCCAUUACUGGUGAAUCUUUAGCUGCUGAAAAACACUACGGUGAUGAGGUUUUCUCCUCGUCCACAGUGAAGACCGGUGAGGCCUUCAUGGUUGUCACGGCGACGGGUGACGACACCUUUGUCGGUAGAGCGGCUGCCUUGGUGGGCCAAGCUUCGGGUGCCCAAGGUCAUUUCACUGAAGUCCUGAACGGGAUCGGUAUCAUUUUGCUGAUUUUGGUCAUUGCUACUUUGUUGCUAGUUUGGACCGCAUGUUUCUACAGAACUGAUGGUAUCGUCAGAAUCUUGAGAUACACUCUAGGUAUUACCAUCAUUGGGGUUCCGGUAGGUUUGCCAGCCGUCGUUACCACCACUAUGGCCGUCGGUGCUGCUUACUUAGCGAAGAAACAGGCUAUUGUCCAGAAAUUGUCUGCCAUUGAAUCCUUGGCUGGCGUUGAGAUCCUGUGUUCCGAUAAGACUGGUACUUUGACCAAGAACAAGUUGUCUUUGCACGAUCCGUACACUGUUGAAGGUGUUUCUGCUGAUGACCUGAUGCUAACUGCUUGUUUGGCUGCUUCCAGAAAGAAGAAGGGUUUGGAUGCUAUUGAUAAAGCUUUCUUGAAAUCUUUGAUUCAGUAUCCAAAGGCUAAGGAUGCUCUUACCAAGUACAAGGUCUUGGAAUUCCACCCAUUCGACCCUGUCUCUAAGAAGGUUACCGCUAUCGUCGAGUCUCCAGAAGGUGAAAGAAUUGUCUGUGUUAAAGGGGCUCCAUUGUUCGUCUUGAAAACUGUCGAGGAAGACCACCCAAUCCCAGAAGAUGUACAUGAAAACUACGAAAACAAGGUUGCUGAAUUGGCUUCCAGAGGGUUCCGUGCCUUAGGUGUUGCUAGAAAGAGAGGUGAGGGGCACUGGGAAAUCCUAGGUGUUAUGCCAUGCAUGGAUCCUCCAAGAGAUGACACUGCUCAAACAAUUAACGAGGCUAGGAACCUGGGUUUGAGGAUCAAAAUGUUAACCGGUGACGCCGUUGGUAUCGCCAAGGAAACCUGUAGACAAUUGGGGCUCGGCAGCAACAUCUACAAUGCUGAAAGGCUGGGUCUAGGUGGUGGUGGCGACAUGCCAGGCUCAGAACUGGCUGAUUUUGUUGAAAACGCUGAUGGUUUUGCUGAGGUUUUCCCACAGCACAAGUAUAGGGUGGUAGAAAUUCUACAGAACAGAGGUUAUUUAGUGGCUAUGACUGGUGAUGGUGUUAACGAUGCCCCAUCUUUGAAGAAGGCUGAUACCGGGAUCGCUGUUGAAGGGGCUACUGAUGCUGCCAGAUCGGCUGCCGAUAUUGUCUUCUUAGCCCCCGGUUUAUCUGCUAUCAUCGAUGCUUUGAAGACCUCCAGACAAAUUUUCCACAGAAUGUAUUCCUACGUUGUUUACCGUAUUGCUUUGUCGUUACACUUGGAAAUUUUCCUGGGCUUAUGGAUUGCAAUUUUGAACAACUCUUUGGAUAUCAAUUUGAUUGUUUUCAUUGCCAUCUUUGCAGAUGUUGCAACAUUAGCAAUUGCUUACGAUAAUGCCCCUUACGCACCUGAACCUGUGAAAUGGAACUUACCUAGAUUAUGGGGUAUGUCUAUUAUCUUGGGUAUUGUUUUGGCUAUAGGUUCUUGGAUUACCUUGAGUACCAUGUUCUUACCCAAGGGUGGUAUUAUCCAAAAUUUCGGUGCUAUGAAUGGUGUCAUGUUCUUACAAAUUUCAUUGACCGAAAACUGGUUGAUUUUUAUUACUAGGGCUGCUGGUCCAUUCUGGUCUUCGAUUCCGUCGUGGCAGUUAGCGGGUGCCGUCUUCUCUGUCGAUAUCAUCGCUACCAUGUUCACCUUAUUCGGUUGGUGGUCUGAAAACUGGACUGACAUUGUUACUGUCGUUCGUGUUUGGAUCUGGUCCAUUGGUAUCUUCUGUGUAUUAGGAGGGUUUUACUACAUGAUGUCUACGUCUGAAACCUUUGACCGAUUGAUGAACGGUAAGACAUUGAAGGAGAAGAAGUCUACCAGAAGUGUCGAAGAUUUCAUGGCCGCUAUGCAAAGAGUUUCCACUCAGCACGAAAAGGACAGUUAA